Messenger RNA from Cottoperca gobio, 522 nucleotides. RefSeq names its product transmembrane protein 258 (gene tmem258). The transcript has 4 exons. The record is from RefSeq and is a predicted model, not a curated record. Gene Ontology annotation, cellular component: oligosaccharyltransferase complex. The coding region runs from base 25 to 381 and encodes 118 amino acids. Lineage: Eukaryota; Metazoa; Chordata; Actinopteri; Perciformes; Bovichtidae.
CCAGCCUGAGAGGCUAAACUGAGGAUGAAAAAUAUAUUGCACCAACGUCAACUAUACGUCACGGAAAAACCAGGAAGUGAUAGUCAGUACGUGGCCUUAUCAUCUUGGACCAUAGAAACAGGAGCUCCGUAUCAUUGCAAAAUGGAACUCGAGGCUAUGACCAGAUACACCAGCCCGGUGAACCCGGCUGUGUUCCCCCACCUCACCGUCGUCUUGCUGGCCAUCGGCAUGUUCUUUACUGCCUGGUUCUUUGUCUACGAGGUGACAUCAACAAAAUACACCAGGGACGUCUACAAAGAGCUGCUCAUAUCCCUCGUGGCUUCACUGUUCAUGGGCUUCGGUGUGCUGUUCUUAUUACUCUGGGUUGGCAUCUAUGUAUGAAGUUUCGGGGGACUGACUUAACAAAAUGACACAUUCCAGUGGAGCAAAGGACAUCACACAUAACACGGACUGCACUGACAACAUUUGGGGAUCAUAUGGACUCUGGUUUUCUUGUCACAAGUAAAGGAGAUUUGUACAACU